AUGCAGUUUGGAAAGGAGUUUGUGAGGCGAAACAGCUUCUACAAAUGUGUGAUAAAUGACGAGGAAAUAGACCUGGAUUCUGCAGAUGUGUUUGAGUUGGCUUUCAAAGGGAAGGCCUCUGCCAUCGACCACCUGAGCCGGAAAAGUCUGGAACACCUAAGCUUCAGGGAUGAGAAUGGAGCUAGUCCACUACACUAUGCUUCGGCUGGAGGACACCUGGACAUAAUUCGCCUCAUUGUUUCUGUCGUGAGGCCUGAGGAGCUGAAUGUACAGGACGAGCAGGGCAGAACUCCUCUGCACUGGGCUGUAGAGCAGGAUCAACCGCACAGCUGUGCAUUAUUGCUGGAGCUGGGUGCUGACCCCAACAUCCUCAACAGCGCCAUGAUGGGCCCUCUGCAUCUGGCUGUCACAAAGAGAUACAAUCAUCUAGUAGAGGUCCUUUUUCAGUCCUGUGACAAAACAGAUGCCAAUAUGCAGGGGGAUCUGGGAAACACCCCUGUGAUGCUGGCCUGCUGCACUAAUAACUGCGAAGCUAUUCAGUUUCUUUUCAAACAUGGCGCCAAGAUGUGUAUUCAGAACAAACUGGGUCACUACGCUAUCCAUACGGUUGCUUUUGCAGGUGCCAAAGAGGCCAUGGAGCUGGUUUUAAAAAUUGGAGAAGAACUGGGCUUUUCCACUUCAGUGCACAUUAACUGUUUGGAUAAGACCAAAAGUACUCCCCUCCAUCUGGCUGUACGAGGGGGCAACAUUGAGGUGAUCAAACUUUGCAUCAUUAAAGGAGCCAGAGUGGAUCAGAAACAGUGUGACAAAUCCACGGCCCUCCACUUUGCCUGCACUCAGGGUGCUCUGGAAGCCGUCAAAAUCAUGCUUUCUUCUUUCAACAAAGUGGAAGACAUCAUCAACAUCAGGGAUGGAGCCAAUCAGACCCCCUUACAUAGAGCCACGUUGUUUGAUCAUGUCGAGUUGGUUGAAUAUCUUAUUUCAAAGGAAGCAGAAAUUGACUGCAUUGACUGUAAGGGACUGUCUCCUAUGCUGAUGGCCUCCAGAUGCGGUGCUUGGAAAACAGUUGCGUUUUUGCUGUCAAUUGGUGCCAAUUUCAGAAUCAAAGACAAAGUAGGUCGCAACUUCCUCCACUUUGUCGUUCUUCAACCAAAAGGGCUGAAAAAUCUUCCUGAGACAGUCUUACAGAGCAACGCCGUGAAGGAGAUGUUGUCUGGUGAGGAUGUUGAAGGCUGCACUCCUCUGCACUACGCCUGCAAACUUGGCAUCCACGAUUCGGUCAAAAAUAUGCUGGGUCUUAAUAUCUUUGUGGGUCAAAAGUCACGGGAGAAGAAAUCAGCGCUUCACUUCGCUGCAGAAUAUGGGCGUACAAACACAUGUAAAAGGCUGCUGGAGACCCUCACAGACUCUAAAAUGCUGAACGAUUGGGAUGAAAAGGGUCUGACGCCCCUCCAUCUUGCUUCAAUGGCAGGACACACUCAAGUUGUGGAGCUGCUGCUCAGGAGUGGUGCGCUGUUUCAAAGGUGUGGCGAGGCAAUAAAGUCAUUUAAAGCAACAUCCCGCUGUCCCGUGAUAGACAUCAUAGAGUUCCUCCCAGAGUCUUUUAAGCACCUUCUGGACCGGUGUAUUUUAGAAUCUGAUCAUGAUGCCAACAGUCCGGAUUAUCAUAUCAAGUAUGGUUUUCAGUGGCUUCAGGCUCCAAUACAGUCAAUGAAGUAUGCUAAAGCAGACAAAGCAAUGAAGUGCCAACCUUUAGCUGCUAUGAACGCCAUGGUGCAGUACAACCGUCUGGAGCUCCUCACUCACCCCGUGAGCCAAAAAUAUCUGGAGAUGAAGUGGAAGGCGUAUGGAAGCAAGGUUCAUUUGCUGAACCUGGCUGUCUACCUGCUUGGCUUGUUGCCCCUCACAUACCUCAUCCUCAAUCUGAGACCGAAGCAGGAUGUUUUUGGAAACAAUACAUCUGUCAUCAUGGUGCCCGUAUCUUUUAGAGAGCAAAAAAGUUUAAUCUCAGCCUGUAUAAUCAUGGUGCUUGUCUUUAAUGUGUAUUCCGUUUGCAAAGAGCUGGUGCAGAUGGCUCAGCAGCGAAUAAACUACUUCACGGACUUCUCUAACCCUGCUGACUGGGGUGCAGCUAUUAGCUCUUUAGUCUUUGUCUUUCCCAUGUGCUUCAAUCUAGAGAACACAUGGCAAUGGGAGGCUGGAGCUUUCGCCAUUCUGACUUCAUGGAUCGCUUUCCUGCUCUACUUUCAGAGGUUUGAGAGAAUUGGAAUUUACGUGGUGAUGUUUGGUGGAAUCAUUAGGACCCUGUUGUGCAUCAUGAUUCUCUUUAUCUUCCUCUUACUCGCAUUUGGAUUGGCCUUCUACGCUUUGAUGCUCCACCAGGAUGAGUUCAGCUCCAUCAGCCUUGCGUUAGCCCAGACAUUUGUGAUGACAGUGGGAGAGCUGAAUUACCAGAGCACAUUUCUGAACGCUUAUGAAAAUGGCCGCAUGGCAUUCCCUGGAGUCACCUAUUUUAUUUUUGUGAUCUUUGUGCUCCUCAUGCCUAUUCUUCUCAUGAACCUAAUGAUUGGUUUGGCAGUAGGAGACAUCGCAGAGGUACAGAGAAAUGCAGAGUUGAAGAGGAUAGCCAUGCAGAUAGAUCUUCACACUGCCCUUGAGGAGAAGCUACCUUACUGGUUCCUGAAGCGUGUGGACAAACCGACUAUCACCAUCUAUCCCAAUAAAUGCAAGAAAGUGCUGAUGCAGGUGCUCAUUGAGGGCGAGAUCCAAAACAGAGUUCGCACCCGUCUGAACCUCUGUUCACGGCAAGGAGGGCCUCUGGAGAGAGAGCUGCACAAACAGAAGAACAGGUUGAAAGCGAUGUUCUGUAUGCUGGAGAAACAGCAUAACCUGCUCAAGCUGAUCAUCCAGAAGAUGGAAAUCACUUCUGAGGCUGAUGAAUAUGACUGCCCACAUAACCCUAGAGCUCUGAAACAGCCCACUUCCUCCUCAUCUCAGAAGUCAAAGUGGGUCCCGCUGCUGCAAGCUAUUAAGGCAAAGAAGUGA
Molecule: messenger RNA, 3045 nt
Organism: Sinocyclocheilus grahami
Lineage: Eukaryota; Metazoa; Chordata; Actinopteri; Cypriniformes; Cyprinidae
Product: transient receptor potential cation channel subfamily A member 1-like
Exons: 25
Coding region: 1-3045 (1014 amino acids)
Biological process (GO): monoatomic ion transmembrane transport
Cellular component (GO): transmembrane transporter complex; membrane
Molecular function (GO): protein binding; monoatomic ion channel activity
Source: RefSeq, a predicted model, not a curated record